This is a messenger RNA of Eucalyptus grandis, 1712 nucleotides long. RefSeq names its product chaperone protein dnaJ C76, chloroplastic. The transcript has 4 exons. Bases 47 to 1525 code for a protein of 492 amino acids. Lineage: Eukaryota; Viridiplantae; Streptophyta; Magnoliopsida; Myrtales; Myrtaceae. The record is from RefSeq and is a predicted model, not a curated record.
CCCUCCCGUCUCUCUGCUCUCGUGCUCUCUCGCUCGCUCUGUAACAAUGAGCGCUUCGACGAGCCCGUGCCUAAUCUCUCCCGCGGCUUCCAUCGCGACGGCGGCGAUCUCGAAGCCGAACCGGCUCCGGCUCGGGUUCGGGUUCGGGUUCGAGCUCGACGCGAGGAAGUACCGCUCCGCCUCCGCCUCCGCCUCCGCAUCAUCAUCAUCAUGCAGAGCGGCGUCUUCUUCUUCGGCGACGUGGAUGAUGACGGACUUCGACCUGUACGACCUCCUCGGCAUCGACAGCUCAUCCUCCCCCGCCCAGAUCAAGCUCGCCUACCGCUCCCUCCAGAAGCGGUGCCACCCGGACAUCGCCGGCCCGGAGGGCCACGACAUGUCCAUCAUCCUCAACGACGCCUACGCCUUGCUCUCCGAUCCGGCCUCCCGCGCCGCCUACGACAAGGAACAAGCGAAGACCUCUGAACUUCGAGGUUACACAGGGAAGCCCAUCUACUCGGUAUGGCUCGGUUCCGACAGCGAACAGAGAGCGGUGUUCGUGGAUGAGGUCAAGUGCGUCGGCUGCUUGAAAUGCGCCUUGUGCGCCGAGAGGACCUUCGCGAUCGAGUCGGUCUACGGGAGGGCGCGGGUCGUUGCGCAGUGGGCCGACCCCAACCAUAAAAUUCAACAGGCGAUAGAAGCCUGUCCCGUGGAUUGCAUCUCUAUCGUUGAGAGAUCAGACCUGGCAGCUCUCGAAUUUCUGAUGUCUAAGCAGCCGAGGGGCAACGUAAGAAUUGGUGCCAGCAACUCGGUCGGUUCACGCGUCUCUAACAUAUUCGUCGAUGUGAAGAAGUUUCAAACCAGGGUUACCGAGGCAAGGAGCAAAGCCGCAACAACAGAUGAUGAGCAGACUGAUCUGCAAAUGAAGGCUCGAGUUUCAGCUAUCCAGGCAAUCAGGUCGAUCUCAAACUGGAUAUACUGGCAAUCGCCCGACAUGGGAAGCAAAGCCCUGACACGUAGAACUGGAGAUUCAAGGGAUCCAGACCUCAAGAAACUCCGCGAUGCUGCGGCUUCUAGGAAAUUGGCAGGUGUCAAAUCUGCGAAUGCCAGACGAACCACCGCAAGCCUAUCAUACCAUGAUGAGUAUUGGAUUCCCACUCUCCAUGCGCUUCCGCCUGCAACCGCAACUGAGGAGGAAUCUGCUCCUAGAGUUUCCAAGGAGUCCUCAUCUAACAAAAGGCAAAAGAGACGCGAUCCCCGUCCGAGCACAAAGAGGAAUACUUCAAGGAACCCACUAUGGCGGGCGUUUCCAGUCUGUGCAGCCUCGGUUGCCGCUGCAAUUGUGAGGUCACAGGUUGGGGAUGGAAUGGUUGGGGAUUUGCAACAGCACGUCGGCGGAUCUCUAGCGCUGGACAUCGUUAACAGCUCGUGGAUGCAGGUACUGUUAGCCGGGAUCACGUGGUAUUUCAUUGGUGUAACGGUCGUAGAUCUAGUAGAAGCAGCUCUAAGCAAAGUGGGAUCAGCUAAAGAGCAAAAGAAGAUGUGACAUCACAUUGUAUUGUUAGAACAUACCCAAAGAAGUCAGAGGUACGCAGGACAAUUUCGAUAACCACCCCCGAAGUCGGGGGAAUAUCUGAUACAGAUGCUCGAUGCAAUUAUCGAAUUGCCUAUGAUAUAGAUGAUUGAUGCCAUAAAUGUUUCCAUCAUUUAGCUGCUAACAUAUUAAACCUUCA